Molecule: messenger RNA, 2133 nt
Organism: Harmonia axyridis
Lineage: Eukaryota; Metazoa; Arthropoda; Insecta; Coleoptera; Coccinellidae
Product: pickpocket protein 28-like
Exons: 9
Coding region: 268-1965 (565 amino acids)
Biological process (GO): sodium ion transmembrane transport
Cellular component (GO): membrane
Molecular function (GO): ligand-gated sodium channel activity
Source: RefSeq, a predicted model, not a curated record
UCCAGAGUAAGACCUAACUUUCAGUUUCGAGUCCGUGGGAUGCCAAGGCCUUGUAACGGGAAUCCAUUCGGAUAGGUAGAUUGCAGAUUCGAAUACGCGCUGCGUGUUUUGUGAAUUACGCUACUGAUUCUACCGUCCUCAAAUUCAGUCGAAAUCAAUGCCUCAAACGCGAUAAAUCGUUUGUCAUGCGUUGUUUUGAUUCGUUUUAACAGUGAACUGUGACCCUUAAAUGUUUUCGAAGUGGUUGAGUGACUUAGGUUGAAGAAAAUGGAGCCGAAAGAGAAGGAAAACCAUAAGUUGAAAGUGGGUGAUUUUGAGCUUGAACAACCGGUGAGGAGAAGUUGGUGGGAAGGUUUUAAGAGACUUCUUAAGGAGUAUUGUGAAGUGGCUUCUAUUCAAGGACCGAACUACAUUGUUAGGGAUGGCACUUCAAAGUUAGAAAGGGCCUGGUGGAUAUUGAUACUACUUCUCUGUGUUGGAGGCUGUUCUUAUAUGAUAUAUCAGAUAAUAGAUAAAUGGAUUACAUCGCCAGUAUUAGUAACAUUGGCUACUAAGGAAUCGGCAAUUCACACCGUUCCAUUCCCUUCAGUGACCAUUUGUCCCGAAACUAAAAUUUCAAGCAGUUGCUUGAACUACACUGAUACCCUAAAGAAGAGGAAUUCAGGUGCUCUAUUAGAUGUGGAUAUAGUGGAGAAUAUUUAUUUUGAUUACAUGUCUCUGCUUUGUAAGGCUGAGAAUCACCCGAAUAAAGAAUCACUUCAAACGUUUAUACGCAAUCGAUUCAAUGAAUCAAGUGAUCUGUAUAAAGAAAUAAUUGAGGCAGAUUACUUCAAAGUGAACGAUUAUGCAGAAUUUUUAGAUAAGUGUAAAUCAGUUUCACUUGAUUACUCGUAUUGUGAAUGGAUGGGAAAAUCCGUACAAUGUAAGGAUGUAUUGACGCCCCUAUUGACAGAUGAAGGCUUGUGCUAUAGUUUCAACAUGUUCGAUGUUCGGGAUAUCUACAGCGAAAAUAACAAAAUGCAAUAUUAUGAAGAAUCGAUAAGAAAUCCAUCUUGGGAUCCUGAUUCAGGUUUUCCCGAAGAUAUAUUUGCCGACGGAUAUCCCCGAAGAGCUUUUCUUAGUGGUGCAAAGAAUUCUCUGGUAGUUGUGCUAUUCACGAAGAAAAGUGAAAUCUACUAUUCUUGUAGAGAUUUCGCUCUACAAGGUGUAAGGGUUUCAUUACAUAUGCCCUCUAGAAUUCCCAGACCAAGUCAGGUAUUUUUUUCAGUGGGCCUUGAUCGAUUGACGACAGUCGCAGUAACGCCAUCCUUGAUGACAACAACGUCAACCAUAAGAGAGUAUGAUCCCGAGGACAGAAAUUGCUAUUUUAGUUCAGAAAGAAAAUUGAAAUACUUCAAAGUCUACUCACAAGCGAAUUGCGAUCUAGAGUGUUGGACUAAUUACACAAUUCAAUAUUGUGGCUGUGUACAUUUUUACAUGCCGAGAGAUGCGGACACCCCAAUCUGUGAUGUGGAAAAGAGAUUCUGUUUAGAAGAUGCGAGAGUUGAUUAUCCAAUAAGUAUACUCCAUGAGAGGUUAGCUGUUAGAGAUGCCAAAGCCGAAAAUUCACCAAGAAGGACUUCGGAUUGCAAUUGUUUGCCAAUUUGUACAGAUCUCAACUACAACGCAGAAAUCUCCAGUGGUAAAUGGAAAUAUUACAAACAAGUCGAUGAUGAAACUGCCAGAGAGUACCACGCGUCUGCUGUGAAAGUUUUCUUCAAAAGCACAUAUUUUCUACCUUCAGAAAAAAGUGAAUUAUACGGUAUAAUUGACUUCAUUUCUAAUGCUGGAGGCAUAUUGGGACUGUUUUUGGGAUUCUCACUUUUUUCAGUAGCUGAAAUUCUUUAUUUCGUCAGCAUCAAACUAAUUGAGAAUAACAGAAGAUAUGGAUAUUGGGCAGGGGUAAGAAGAAAUAGCGACGUCUGAGAUUAGUGUUGAGAAGAACACUCUGUCUUUUCCUUUGUGUGUAGAGGAAGUGGUGAACACCAUCGUCUCCAAAUCGAUUGGAAUACGUUCAGUAUUGAGAAAUGCAACUUUGUUGUGUGUAAAGAAUAUGUUAUUUUUGGAAUAAAAUGGAGAAACUGCGUCUUUUUA